Messenger RNA from Sorex fumeus (smoky shrew), 2255 nucleotides. RefSeq names its product solute carrier family 15 member 2 (gene SLC15A2). Gene Ontology annotation, molecular function: dipeptide transmembrane transporter activity. The transcript has 22 exons. The record is from RefSeq and is a predicted model, not a curated record. Gene Ontology annotation, cellular component: membrane. Lineage: Eukaryota; Metazoa; Chordata; Mammalia; Eulipotyphla; Soricidae. The coding region runs from base 1 to 2223 and encodes 740 amino acids. Gene Ontology annotation, biological process: transmembrane transport; oligopeptide transport.
AUGCUUGAGAAGAGAGAGAGUAAAGAACUAGCCAUGAAUUCCUUCCAGAAAAACGAGUCCAAAGAAACUCUUUUUUCACCUGUCUCCACUGAAGAGGUACUACCUCAGCUGUCCAGUCUUCCGAAGAAGCAACCUCCGAAAAUCUUUGGCUCCAAUUACCCACUGAGCAUUGCCUUCAUUGUGGUGAAUGAAUUUUGUGAGCGUUUUUCCUACUAUGGCAUGAAAGCUGUGUUGACCCUGUAUUUCCUGUAUUUCUUGAACUGGAAUGAAGACACCGCCACAGCAGUGUACCAUGCUUUCAGCAGCCUUUGUUAUUUCACUCCUAUCCUGGGAGCUGCCAUUGCUGACUCAUGGCUGGGGAAAUUCAAAACAAUAAUCUACCUCUCCUUGGUAUAUGUACUUGGCCAUGUGAUCAAGUCCUUCGGUGCCAUACCAAUACUUGGAGAACAUAUGGUACACACAGUCCUGUCGUUGGUUGGCCUGAGUCUCAUAGCUUUGGGGACAGGCGGUAUCAAACCCUGUGUUGCAGCUUUUGGUGGAGACCAGUUUGAAGAAGAACAUGCAGAAGAACGGACUAAGUACUUCUCAGUCUUCUACCUAGCCAUCAACGCAGGAAGUUUGAUUUCUACCUUUAUCACACCCAUGCUAAGAGGAGAUGUUCAGUGUUUUGGAGAAGAUUGCUAUGCAUUGGCUUUUGGUGUUCCAGGAUUGCUUAUGGUGCUAGCUCUUGUUGUGUUCGCAAUGGGAAACAAACUGUACAAAAAACCACCUCCUGAAGGAAAUAUUGUGGCUCAAGUUAUAAAAUGUAUUUGGUUUGCUAUUUCCAACCGUUUUAAGAACCGUUCUAAGAACAUUCCAAAACGACAGCACUGGCUGGACUGGGCAGCUGAGAAACACCCAAAGCAACUCAUUAUGGAUGUAAAGGCACUUACCAGGGUACUAUUCCUUUAUAUACCAUUGCCCAUGUUCUGGGCCCUUUUGGAUCAGCAGGGCUCACGAUGGACCUUGCAAGCCACCAGGAUGGAUGGAAAUUUGGGUCUUUUUGUACUUCAGCCCGACCAAAUGCAGGUCUUAAAUCCCCUUCUGGUUCUUAUUUUCAUCCCAUUGUUUGACCUUGUCAUCUACCGUCUGAUUUCCAAGUGUGGAAUUAACUUCUCUUCACUUAGGAAAAUGGCUGUUGGUAUGAUACUAGCUUGCCUGGCAUUUGCAGUUGCAGCAGCUGUAGAGAUAAAAAUUAAUGAAAUGGCUUUACCCCAGGCAGGCCCCCAAGAGGUUUUCCUACAAGUCUUGAAUCUGGCAGAUGAUGAAGUGAAAGUGACAGUUCUGGGAGAUAAAAACAAUUCUAUUUUGUCAGAGUCCAUCAAAUCCUUUCAGAAAAUGCCACACUAUUCCAAACUCCACCUAGAAAAAAAACACCAGGCUUUCCACUUCCAUCUGAAGUACCAUAAUUUGUCUGUGUAUACUGAGCAUCCUGUGGAAGAGAAAAACUGGUACAGUCUGAUUAUUCGAGAAGAUGGGAAAAAUAUUUCUAGCAUGAUGGUGAAGAAUGCAGAAAAUGAAACAAUGAAUGGGAUAACAGCUGUGAGGUUUUUAAACACGUUGCAUAAAGAAGUCAACAUCUCCCUGGAUGCAGAUACUUCCCUUCAUGUUGGCGAAGACUAUGGUGUAUCUGCUUACAGAUACAUGAAGGGAGGAGAAUCCCCUGUAGUACACUGUAGAACAGAAGAUAAGGAAUUUUCAUUGGAUUUGGGUCUAAUAGACUUUGGCACAGCAUAUCUGUUUAUUAUUACUAAUAGUACCCAUCAUGGUCCUCAGACCUGGAAGAUGGAAGUGAUUCCAGCCAAAAAGAUGUCUAUCAUAUGGCAACUACCACAAUAUGCCUUGGUUACAGCUGCAGAAGUCAUGUUCUCAGUCACAGGACUUGAAUUUUCUUAUUCUCAGGCUCCUACUAGCAUGAAGUCUGUUCUCCAGGCAGCCUGGUUAUUGACGGUUGCAGUUGGGAAUAUCAUCGUUCUUGUUGUGGCACAGUUCAGUGGCCUGGUGCAGUGGGCAGAAUUCAUUUUGUUUUCCUGCCUCCUGCUGGUGGUCUGCCUGAUCUUCUCCAUCAUGGGAUACUACUACGUUCCUGUGAAGUCAAAGGAUAUUCAGGAAGCAGCAGAUAAUCAGAAUUCUCAUAUCCAAGGCAACAUGAUCAACUUGGAAACUAAGAAGACGAAGCUCUAAUCACUUCAUGGACUCUUCCAUGCCUCCAAUUC